UGAUCUACCUGUAUACCAAAUCUUAAACUUCCCAUUUUUACAUCUGAUUGUACGGGCUACUGGCUCUUCAUUUUAGUUGAAAAGUCAAUGUAUCUGGUUUUAAUUAGGAGGAGCAAGUUUUCGGGGUCUCUGAUAAUCGACACGGAGGACGUCCCAUUCCGUUGUUGCAUCCGUUUUGAAAGUUGUGUCACAACAAAAAAACACUUGUAUAUGCUACAACCCACGCAGUGUUCAUUGUAGACGAGAGUAAACAUGGCGCUUAACAUGGACACGCUGCUGAUGUAUUUAGGUCGUCCAGGGAGAUACCAGAUCAUUGUGUGCCUGCUUCUCUGUUUUAACUACUUUCAAAUUACUUUUAACCACCUGUGCAUGGCGUUUUUCGGAGCGCCACCUCUGUCGUACCGCUGUGACGCCGGGGCUCUGAGCGCAGCCACGAACCUCACUGACAAUAGCUGUCCCGCUGAUGUAAAGGCGGACAUUUGGUGUAAAGUCCGCGAGAACUGUACCACAUGUAAUCACUCUACACCUUAUGUCACAGAGGAGAGGGAAUGGACUAUCGUGACCGAGUUCGAUUUGGUAUGCGACCAGAAGUACCUGUCCAACCUGGCCACAACCAUUUACUUCGUAGGGGUGAUGGUCGGUGGUGUAUUUUUCGGCCACGUCGCUGACGCCAUUGGUCGAUUUCCUGUGCUGAUAGCCUGCCUGUACCUCCCCGUGGGCGUUGGUAUUGGAAUGUCUUUCGCACAGAGCUACGUCGUUUUCGCCAUCCUGAGAUUCUUCAUGGGGUUUCUGAUGCAGGGUUUACAGAUCGUCAACGUAUCUAUGAUCAUGGAGUACUUCUCCCCUAAGCACCGUGGGGUCGCGGCCUGUGUCUUGGAAGUAUUCUGGGGGCUCGGAGUCUUCAUACUGGCCCUCAUCGCCUACCUCAUCCGGGACUGGAGAUGGAUGCAACGAUGCUUUUCUCUUCUUAUUCUCCUCACUGUUUUCUACGUCUGGUUGUUUCCAGAGUCUCUAAGAUGGCUUCUUUCGAAACGGAAGUAUUUGCGAGCAGAAAAGCUGACUCAGAAAAUUGCUAAGUACAACGGUCUCUCCGAAGUUCCCCCGGAAGCUGUGGCUAUUCUAAAAGAGCAUGAAGACCAGCCUCCCGACGGCGUUGUGUAUAACAUCUCACAUAUCUUCAGAAAUAGAAAUACUCUUAAACGAUCAAUCAUCUUGUGGUAUAUUUGGUUUGCAGUGUCCAUAGGCUAUUACGGUCUUAUUCUCAACACAGGAAGACUGGACGGAUUUAAAUACACAAACUUCAUUAUUGGUGCUGGUGUAGAGAUUGGUGCCUAUCUCUUAGCCAUACUAAUUUUGUACUAUUGCGGACGACGAUGGCCAAUGAUGGCGUACUUUGCCGCAGGCGGGAUAGCUUGUAUUGUGGCUGGCAAUAUUACAGACCAAACAGCGAAGACGGUAUUAGCGUUGGUCGGCAGAUUCGGCAUGGCUGGAGCCUUCAGUGUCAUGUUUCUCUACACAUCAGAGCUAUACCCUACAGUUCUCAGGAAUGUUGGUUUGGGUUCGUGUGUUUUCUGGACGAGGAUCGGAGGUCUUCUGGCGCCACAAAUAAACUUACUGGGAGCGGAAACCUACAAACCUUUGCCAUUCAUCUUGUUCGGAGCUCUGUCUAUAGCCGCCGCCAUUUUGGGUUUGCUCUUACCGGAAACCCUGAAUCGGGAACUUCCUGACACGCUCGAGGACUCAGAAAACAUGGGUUGGGGCUGCGCACGCAGAUCCAAGGCCUACAACCUGUCAGAGUCAAAGCCAACCGAAACCAAACAGACAAAAUUCUAGAUGAAAGAAAAAUGCUCUGUAUCUCUGUCCGACACAAAAAGGUUUAACUACAUUUCCUAGUUUAAGAAAUUUUUAGAAAUUUUGCGCUCUCAUCCGAUCGGGAGAUCGUCCAACUGAAUUCUUGCUCACGUUAUUUGUGGAAAUGAAGUCGGCACUGUCACUCAUUUGUGUUUUGAAACAUAGUAUUGACGGGUGCCCAGCUUUGACCUCUUCGCGUAUGUAGAGGUUACGUAUUGGACAGAAUUGGAGUAGGUACGUUUUACUUUAGAUCCAGUAAGUGAACAGCCAGUAUUUUGUAAACAUUUUGCAGGUGUUGUCUUAGGUAUGAAGAUUGUGGACACAACACUGUCUCUAAGCUUUGUUUACACCACUGUGAUCACUAGACUAGUUUGAACAUGCCGAACAAAUGGGAUUGUAGACUAUAGACUACCUCAACAAUAAUAUCUUACAUAUAAUUAUUUUAGGUGUCCAUUCGAAUCACCUGCGCAUGCAUUAGAUAAAUAGAAUGCUUAUAUAGCAAGUAUUAAUAUAGAAAAGGACGUGAGAUGGCCUGUCAGCAACUUGUGGAUGGGCUGUGCCCGGUUUUCUCCCACCAUAAUGUUGUCAGCCAUCUUACAAGUGAAGUAUUCUUAAGAACGGCGUAAAUGUCCAAUCAAUUAAAUAAAUAGUUCAAAAAAAUAAAUAAAUAAAUGUAGAAUAGGUUGAAACAGAUGUUUUUGCUGACAUCACCUCGUGUCUUCGCUGUCACAUCCCAGUGACUUUAGCGUUAUUCAGGAUUUCUGUAAAAUAAAAUUGAUAGGUGCCACGAUGGAAAGAGAGCGUACGGAGGGGCGCAUGCGCUGUAAGGUGUAUGUGUCUGCAAUUAUUAAUUGCAUGUAUUUUGUAGCAAGACAUUAUAUUAAUUGCCUCCAGUUGAUAAAGACGGGGACAUUAUUUUGUUUAUGAUAUAUGAUAUUUUGGAAGAGAGAAUCUGAAUUUUUGCACGUUUUAAAUUUGCAUUAGCUUUAUUUUGAAUGUGUUGAUUUAUUUGUUUUGAUA
Messenger RNA from Liolophura sinensis, 2871 nucleotides. RefSeq names its product organic cation transporter protein-like. NCBI's taxonomy places the organism in Eukaryota, Metazoa, Mollusca, Polyplacophora, Chitonida, Chitonidae. Gene Ontology annotation, molecular function: transmembrane transporter activity. Bases 253 to 1833 code for a protein of 526 amino acids. Gene Ontology annotation, cellular component: membrane. The record is from RefSeq and is a predicted model, not a curated record. Gene Ontology annotation, biological process: transmembrane transport. The transcript has 9 exons.